Molecule: messenger RNA, 2610 nt
Organism: Dermochelys coriacea (leatherback sea turtle)
Lineage: Eukaryota; Metazoa; Chordata; Testudines; Dermochelyidae
Gene: LMOD1
Product: leiomodin 1
Exons: 3
Coding region: 149-1969 (606 amino acids)
Biological process (GO): muscle contraction; myofibril assembly; pointed-end actin filament capping
Cellular component (GO): myofibril; striated muscle thin filament
Molecular function (GO): actin binding; tropomyosin binding
Source: RefSeq, a predicted model, not a curated record
AGUUAGAGCUGCUUAGAUUUAACACUUCAGCACCUGAACGGUGGGGAGGGGAGGAAGUAGCUUCUGGUCUUCUAUUAUUUAACUAAUUUUCCUCCACUCUUUGGCUUUGCAUAUCAUCACAGCUGUGUUUCACCUACAAACUGCCAAGAUGUCCAGGGUAGCAAAAUACAGAAGGCAAGUCAGUGAAGAUCCAGAUAUUGAUAGCUUAUUGUCUACUUUGUCUCCAGAGGAAAUGGAAGAGCUAGAAAAGGAGUUGGAUGUGGCUGAUCCGGAUGGAAACAUCCCUCUGGGGCUCAGGCAGAGAAACCAAACUGACAAGCACUCAACUGGCUUAUACAACCGAGAAGCAAUGCUCAACUACUGUGAAAAGGAGACCAAGAAACUUAUUCAGAGGGAACUGUCAGUGGACGAAGGGAUGCCAGCAGAGAGGAAGAAAGACCCCAGGAAUCUGGAAGGAAAGGGCAAGGAAGCUCGUUCCCAAGACCUUGUCAGGAAACGAGACUUUGAUCUGGGAAAAGAACGUAACAAAGGAGAAUGUGCUCAGAGAACAAGUUACAAAGAGAAGGAAGAACUAGAGAGUAAAUGCAAUGAGAAACCCAAAGGAGAAAAGGUCCCCAAGGACAAAGACAAGGCCAUGGACAAAAAACUCAUAGGAAAGGACAGAAAGGAAGAAGAGAAGAGUGCAGCACCAAAGAAAGAUCUAGGAAAGGACAGAAAGGAAGAAGAGAAGACUGCAGCACCAAAGAAAGAGCUAGGAAAGCACAGAAAGGAAGAAGAGAAGAGUGCAGCACCAAAGAAAGAGCUAGGAAAGGACAGAAAGGAAGAAGAGAAGAGUGCAGCACCAAAGAAAGAGCUAGGAAGGAAUAGAAAAGGAGAAGAAAAGAGAGAAAAGGAGAGUAAAGAAGAAGAAAGUUGUUCAUCUUUAAAGAAAUACUCAAAGGUUGAUGGUAAGGAGAAAUCACUUACAGACUCCAGAGGAGUCACUGAGGAAAAGGCUCCUCUGUCACCAGAGACAGGGCCUAAACAGAUCCCAGAAAACAGCCCCUCAAAACCUGUGGAUAGCCCCCCAAGCCAGACCAAGGAAGAGGAAGAAGCAGCUUCCAGUAUCUUUGAUGAGCCCUUAGAAAGAGUGAAGAAUAAUGACCCAGAGAUGACGGAAGUCAAUGUCAAUAACUCCGACUGCAUCACCAGUGAAAUCCUGGUGCGCUUUACAGAGGCCUUGGAAUUUAACACCGUGGUCAAAGUGUUUUCACUGGCCAAUACCCAUGCUGAUGACCAUGUCGCAUUUGCCAUCGCCAUUAUGUUGAAGUCAAACAAGACACUAACCAGCAUCAAUCUGGACUCUAACCACAUCACAGGUAAAGGGAUCCUGGCCAUCUUCCGUGCGCUGCUGCAGAACAACACCCUGACAGAGCUGCGUUUCCAUAAUCAAAGACACAUCUGCGGGGGGAAAACAGAGAUGGAGAUAGCCAAGCUGCUAAAGGAGAACACCACCCUCCUGAAGCUGGGCUAUCAUUUUGAACUGGCAGGUCCCCGCAUGACAGUCACAAACCUGCUGAGUAGGAACAUGGACAAGCAGAGGCAGAAACGCCUGCAGGAGCAGAAGCAGGUUCAGGAACGUAGUGAGAAGAAGGAUCUACUAGAGGUUCCAAAGGCAGGCGGCUUGCUAAAGGGGUCCCCCAAGCCUUCACCACAGUCAUCCCCAAAAUCUUCCCCAUGGUCUUCCCCUAAAAGUUCUCCUAAGAAGGGUGGACCUCCGGCUGCACCUCCCCCACCCCCACCUCCACUAGCCCCACCCCUGAUCAAUGAAAAUAUAAGGAAUUCUCUCUCUCCAGCCACCCAGAGGAAGAUGGUGGAGAAGGCACUUCCUGCUCAGGAGAAGAACUCAAGGGACCAGCUGUUGGCGGCCAUUCGAUCCAGCAAUGUCAAACAGCUAAAGAAGGUGGAGGUCCCAAAAUUAUUGCAAUAGGAUAUGGAAGCUGGAUCUCCCGCAUGGAUGAGACCUGUGGCAGAAAAUAGGACGUUUGCCUUUCUCAUGACUGUUUACAUGACCAGUCCUUGGGGACUCUGCAGUGUCCACCUGCCUGCCCCAGAGCUGGAGGAGCAGUGUUCUCUGUGGGGUCCAACUAAGGGGGGCAGCCCUGAGAAGGGCCCUGGGGUCAUUGGAUGCAGUGUGUGCGGCAGACCUGGUAUUCAUUUUUACAUUCUUUAAAAUCUUAAAGCUCUUUCUUUUAGCCAGCACCAGCAUGCGACGUGCCAGUGCAAGAUGGGAGCAGGGUUGCAGGAAUGGGGGGAGGGUGUUUGUUCCUAUUUCUGCUGACAGAGUUUGGAGCAUGAGGUAGUUACCAAGUGCAGCAGAUGCAGGAUGGAUGUCCCUGAAUGUCUGGGUCCACAUCUCCAGAAUUGCGUGGCUCUGCCACUACAGAACAGCACGCAGACAGUGACCUGCAUCCCAAAGAGCCUUGCUUUGCUCUCGGCUUGGAGUCUGUUGGGGAGAACUGGCAGCGGGACAUUGUCUGGAGUGACACAGAGCCAAACUCAGGAGAAUGCUUGGGGCAGAAAUGAAUUGCCACCUCUCUGCAGGUUCAGGAUCUCCAGUGCCCUGAAAAG